Molecule: messenger RNA, 897 nt
Organism: Pistacia vera
Lineage: Eukaryota; Viridiplantae; Streptophyta; Magnoliopsida; Sapindales; Anacardiaceae
Product: RING-H2 finger protein ATL70-like
Exons: 1
Coding region: 135-644 (169 amino acids)
Source: RefSeq, a predicted model, not a curated record
CAAUAUUUCAUGUUAUAGUUGACUUUCUAAGCCUUCACAUCCCCAAAUAAAACUUUGUUCUAAAUCAAUUUCCAUGGCUGACCAAACCAUUUUUUUGUUUCCAUUUCACACUGUUAUAGUUUCAAGAGAUCAUAAUGAACAGCACAGAUGACACUUCUGGGUUCUUAGCUUCAGGCAAUAUAGGAGGUUUUGGUUAUGGCAUCGGAGUUUCAGUCGGAAUUCUUCUUCUCAUCACAACAAUCACUUUAGCAUCCUAUUUUUGCACCCGGGCUCAGCAAAAUAAUGGACAGGGUGGGCAGCAGCCGCCGCAGCGGGGCCAAGAUCAUGACCCUCCAAAUGUUGUCAUCGACGUAGGCCUCGAUGAGGCCACCAUUAAGAGUUAUCCGAAGUUGCUUUAUUCCGAAGCAAAGCUUCAGAAAAAUGAUUCGACUGCGAUGUGUUGCUCGAUAUGUUUGGCCGAUUAUAAAAACUCUGAUAUGCUUAGGCUUUUGCCGGAGUGCAACCAUCUGUUUCAUGCCAAAUGCGUUGAUCCAUGGUUGAGAUUGCAUCCAAGUUGUCCUGUGUGUCGAACGUCGCCAUUACCAACGCCCCAAUCUACGCCUCUAGCUGAAGUUGUUCCGUUGGCGGCAAGCAGGCGAAAUUAGUUGAAAAUUGUUUUUGUGCAUCAUUAGCAAAACCAUCUUGCUGUAUACUGUAAACAGAUAGUUAAAUUUAUAAUUUUUUUUCGUUUUUCCUUUUCAUGUAGAUCCAAAUUUUAUAUGCUAGAACUAAUGAUAUUGAUCAGGAAAUUAUUUAUGCUUUAGAAUUGAGCUCAUAAUCUAAGAGCAAUCAACAUAUUCCGAAUCCAAUGCAUUUAGCUUAUAGAAGCUAGUUUAAUUAGGUGCCUUGAAAUUGAAU